AUGCAUUCAUUUACUGGUUUUGUCGACGUUAGAAAUUUUCCUGUUUGUCGUAAUUUGUGUUCGAAUACAAACCCAUUAUAUGUUUGCAACUCAAGAAUCACAAGAUGUUCCAAACUGGGGGAUAUAGAAACUGCACGCCGUGUGUUCGAUGAAACUCCCCAGAAGAAUGUGGUGACUUGGAAUUGUAUGAUAUCUGGGUACGUUAGGAAUGGGAUGAUUCGUGAGGCACGCAAGGUAUUUGAUGCUGUGCCCGGUAGAAAUAUUGUUUCUUGGACUGCUAUGUUAAGUGGGUACGCAAAAUGUGGAAUGUUGGAAGAGGCGCGAGUUUUGUUUGAGAAGAUAGAUAGCAAGAAUGUUGUUUGUUGGAAUUCAAUGAUAUCUGGGUAUGUAAGAAAUGGAGAAAUUAGAGAGGCUAGAAAAUUGUUUGAGGCAAUGCCUGUUAAGAAUUCUGUGUCAUGGGUGACUAUAAUUGAAGGGUAUUUUAGAUAUGGCCUUGUAAGUGAAGCCAAGAAGUUGUUUGAUCGUGCUUCAAAAAAAAGUGUCUUGGUUUAUAAUGCUAUGUUGGCCGGUUAUGCUGAAAUGGGAUAUGUUGAGGAUUCUUACGAGUUAUUUGUUAUAAUGCCUCAACGUGAUGUGGCUUCUUGGACUAGUAUGAUAAAGUGUUUUUCAAAUGGAGGGCAGGUGGAGAGAGCUAGGAGCUUGUUUCAGGAGAUGCCGGAAAAGGAUGUGGUGGCUUGGACAACAAUGAUGCGGGCUUAUUUGCAGAAUGGUCGUAUUGCAGAUGCUAGGGAAUUAUUUAAUGAGAUGCCUCAUAAAGACAUUGUUGCAUGGAACUCAAUGAUUGAUGGUUGUAUUCAGAAUGGAAGGGUUGAAGAUGCUCUUGAAUUGUUCAUGCAGAUGCCAAGGAGGGAUACAGUGUCAUGGAAUUCAGUAUUGCAGGGAUAUGUGCAACAAGAUGAUAUGAUUAAUGCUUGCAAAUUUUUUGAAGCAAUGCCCCAAAAAGAUGAAACCUCAUGGAACAUAAUGAUUGUUGGAUAUCAAAGCGAGAAAGCUUUAGUUUUAUAUGUCCACAUGUGGCAAAGUGGAUUUAAGCCUGAUCAAGGGACCUUUACUAGUGUAAUCUCGGUAUGUGGUGUGCUUUCUGUACAUGGUUGGGGAAGAGCAGUGCAUCUCCAUGUCAUUAAGAUUGGUUAUGAAAAUGAUACAAUGGNGUUAAGUUACAACUUUUUUGAGGUGUAA
Messenger RNA from Ilex paraguariensis (yerba mate), 1239 nucleotides. The record is from the annotation of a GenBank genome assembly. NCBI's taxonomy places the organism in Eukaryota, Viridiplantae, Streptophyta, Magnoliopsida, Aquifoliales, Aquifoliaceae.